AGGUGCUGGACCAGAUGGAGUUGAGGAGAUUAAAAGGCAUAAUUUCUUUGGAAAUAUAGAUUGGAAUGUGAGUAUAAAGCUCUUCAUAACCCUUUCUAGAAAUCAUUAAAGGCAAAGAUGACCACCCAUUGCUUCGGAUAUGUCCUCCUGAGGAUUUCGAUUUGAUUGUUAUACCUUCUGACAAGAAGUAAAGGUAUUUUACCCCAGACCUUGUACUUACAGAUGUAGGACCUUACAUUUUUGCCAGUUUUCUACAGCAGUAAAAUAAUCCUGCAGCAACAGGAAAUGUAAAUUAAUAUGUGGAUUAUAAUUCAUGGACAUUUUUGUAGGUGAUGAUAAAUUUUUUGUAAGGGGAAAAAAAGUCUGAAAUGUCUAAAUGGAAAUUACAAACUUCAGAAGCCUUUUUAAAACUUAAAUACAAGUUUUACAUUUCCUGCAUUGCAGGACAGUUCAUGUGCAACAGGGCCCUUCUCCUGCAACAGGAUCCUACAUCUGUAGCUCAAAUACUAAAUGGAAAAAUAAAAGUUGUAUUUUUCCUUUCCCCCUCAUGGUGAAACUACAGAAACUUUACAGAAGAGAGAUCAAGCCUCCAUUCAAACCAGCAGUGGGCAGGCCAGAAGACACCUUCCACUUUGACCCUGAAUUCACCUCCCGCACACCAACAGGUGAUUGGUAAUUGUAGGUGUAGUAGUUCAUCUGUGCGUGCGUGCGUGCCUGUGUACGUGCUUGCAUCCCUGUCGCCUCAUAAUUUCAUUAAUCAUGAUGUUAUGUUUUACUUCAUGCUGUUUGCUUCAUUUGUAUGCUGUUUACUCAGAAUAAUAAUUUCUCCAUGCAUCUGGGUUACACACUGACAUAAAUUUGCCACUCAAUUACUGACAAACCCCUUCUUAUAAUAUCCACAUAAACUCACACUUAUAUAUCCACAUAAAGUCACCCAGCCGCAACUUUAAAUCUUUGAAUUUUGAAUCCUCUGAAAUGAUGAUAUCCUUCAAUGGAUCAUAGUCCAUGGGCAAUGGAAAUGUGGUACAAAAGUACCAAUAUUUAGCCUCCUAUAUCAGCUGCUAGUGUGCAAAGUCAGAGCUGGGCAGUUGCCUGUCGACAAGACCCUCUAGGCCACAGCUAUCCAGUACAAUGAGACUAACCUUCUCAGAAGUCAAUUAAUGAUAACUGACAUUCAAUCAACUGAUGUGAUGUAUUUCCAGUUGCCAAUGUGUCCAUGUUUGUCUCAUAUCUGCCUGUUAGACAGUAGUGGUUGUAACAUUUCUGUAUCCUUCUCCCAUCAGACUCGCCGGGCAUCCCUCCCAGUGCCAACACACACCAGCUCUUCAGAGGGUUCAGCUUUGUGGCCACAAAUCUGGACCAGGAGCAGUCCAUUGCUGAAAUACGGCAGAACUCAACUGUCAACACUAUUGUCCAAGUGAGUAUGAUAGGCUAGAGGGAGGGGACUAAUCAUCUCAGUUAUUCAGCUCUAUCAACCAUGCUCUAUUUAAAUACUUCAAAUAAUCAAAAAUAUUUAUAUUUUGUAGAUAAUAUGACGUCCUUCAGGCUAUUGUCUUUAUAUACAGUGGGGAAAAAAAGUAUUUAUUCAGCCAUCAAUUGUGCAAGUUCUCCCACUUAAAAAGAUGAGAGAGGCCUGUAAUUUUCAUCAUAGGUACACGUCAACUAUGAAAGACAAAUUGAGAAAAAAAUAUCCAGAAAAUCACAUUGUAGGAUUUUUUAUGAAUUUAUUUGCAAAUUAUGGUGGAAAAUAAGUAUUUGGUCACCUACAAACAAGCAAGAUUUCUGGCUCUCACAGACCUGUAACUUCUUCUUUAAGAGGCUCCUCUGUCCUCCACUCGUUACCUGUAUUAAUGGCAUCUGUUUGAACUUGUUAUCAGUAUAAAAGACACCUGUCCACAACCUCAAACAGUCACACUCCAAACUCCACUAUGGCCAAGACCAAAGAGCUGACAAAGGACACCAGAAACAAAAUUGUAGACCUGCACCAGGCUGGGAAGACUGAAUCUGCAAUAGGUAAGCAGCUUGGUUUGAAGAAAUCAACUGUGGGAGCAAUUAUUAGGAAAUGGAAGACAUACAAGACCACUGAUAAUCUCCCUCGAUCUGGGGCUCCACGCAAGAUCUCACCCCGUGGGGUCAAAAUGAUCACAAGAACGGUGAGCAAAAAUCCCAGAACCACACGGGGGGACCUAGUGAAUGACCUGCAGAGAGCUGGGACCAAAGUAACAAAGCCUACCAUCAGUAACACACUACGCCGCCAGGGACUCAAAUCCUGCAGUGCAAGACGUGUCCGCCUGCUUAAGCCAGUACAUGUCCAGGCCUGUCUGAAGUUUGCUAGAGUGCAUUUGGAUGAUCCAGAAGAGGAUUGGGAGAAUGUCAUAUGGUCAACUCGUCGUGUUUGGAGGACAAAGAAUGCUGAGUUGCAUCCAAAGAACACCAUACCUACUGUGAAGUAUGGGGGUGGAAACAUCAUGCUUUGGGGCUGUUUUUCUGCAAAGGGACCAGGACGACUGAUCUGUGUAAAGGAACGAAUGAAUGGGGCCAUGUAUCGUGAGAUUUUGAGUGAAAACCUCCUUCCAUCAGCAAGGGCAUUGAAGAUGAAAUGUGGCUGGGUCUUUCAGCAUGACAAUGAUCCCAAACACACCGCCCGGGCAAUGAAGGAGUGGCUUCGUAAGAAGCAUUUCAAGGUCCUGGAGUGGCCUAGCCAGUCUCCUGAUCUCAACCCCAUAGAAAAUCUUUGGAGGGAGUUGAAAGUCUGUGUUGCCCAGCGACAGCCCCAAAACAUCACUGCUCUAGAGGAGAUCUGCAUGGAGGAAUGGGCCAAAAUACCAGCAACAGUGUGUGAAAACCUUGUAAAGACUUACAGAAAAUGUUUGACCUGUGUCAUUGCCAACAAAGGGUAUAUAACAAAGUAUUGAGAAACUUUUGUUAUUGACCAAAUACUUAUUUUCCACCAUAAUUUGCAAAUAAAUUCAUUAAAAAUCCUACAAUGUGAUUUUCUGGAAUUUUUUUUCUCAUUUUGUCUGUCAUAGUUGACGUGUAUCUAUGAUGAAAAUUACAGGCCUCUCUCAUCUUUUUAAGUGGGAGAACUUGCACAAUUGGUGGCUGACUAAAUACUUUUUUUCCCCACUGUAUAUACACACUACCUACCCCUGUAGCUCAGUUGGUAGAGCAUGGCGCUUGCAACGCCAGGGUUGUGGGUUUGUUUCCCACGGGGGGCCAGUAUGAAAAAUGUUAUGUACUCACUAACUGUAUGUCGCUCUGGAUAAGAGCGUCUGCUAAAUGACAAAAAAAAAAAUGUAAAAUGUAAAUACAAAAGAUAGCCCUAUUUGGUAAAAGACCAAGUCCAUAUUAUGUCAAGAACAGCUCAAAUAAGCAAAGAGAAACGACAGUCCAUCAUAACUUUAAGACAUGAAGGUCAGUCAAUCCAGAAAAUGUCAAGAACUUUGAAAGUUUCUUCAAGUGCAGUUGCAAAAACUAUCAAGCGCUAUGAUGAAACUGGCUCUCAUGAGGACCGCCACAGGAAAGGAAGACCCAGAGUUACCUCUGCCGCAGAGGAUAAGUUCGUUAGAGUUACCAGCCUCAGAAAUUGCAGCCCAAAUAAAUGCUUCACAGAGUUCAAGUAACAGACACAUCUCAACAUCAACUGUUCAGAGGAGACUAUGUGAAUCAGGCCUUCAUGGUCGAAUUGCUGCAAAGAAACCACUACUAAAGGACACCAAUAAGAAGAAAAGACCUGCUUGGGCCAAGAAACAUGAGCAAUGGACAUUAGACGGUGGAAAUUUGUCCUUUGGUCUGGAGUCUAAAUUUGAGAUUUUUGGUUCAAACCGCAACGUCUUUGUGAGAUGCGGUGUUGGUGAACGGAUGAUCUCCGCAUGUGUAUUUCCUACCGUAAAGCAUGCAGGAGGAGGUGUUAUGGUGUGGGGGUGCUUUGCUGGUGACACUGUCUGUAAUUUAUUUAGAAUUCAAGGCACACUUAACCAGCAUAGCUACCACAGCAUACUGCAGCGAUACGCUAUCCCAUCUGGUUUGGGCUUAGUGGGACUAUAAUUUGUUUUUCAACAGGACAAUGACCCAACACACCUCCAGGCUGUGUAAGGGCUAUUUUACCAAUAAGGAGAGUGAUGAAGUGCUGCAUCAGAUGACGUGGCCAACCCAAUUGAGAUGGUUUGGGAUGAGUCAGACGGCAGAGUGAAGGAAAAGCAGCCAACAAGUGCUCAGCAUAUGUGGGAACUCCUUCAAGACUGUUGGAAAAUAAUUCCAGGUGAAGCUGGUUGAGAGAAUGCCAAGAGUGUGCAAAGCUGUCAUCAAGAAAAGGGUGUUUAUUUGAAGAAUCUCAAAUAUAAAAUAUAUUUUGAUUUGUUUAACACUUUUUUGGUUACUACAUGAUUCCACAUGUGUUAUUUAAUAGUUGUGAUGUCUUCACUAUUAUUCUACAAUGUAAAAAAUAGUACAAAUAAAGAAAAACCCUUGAAUGAGUAGAUGUGUCCAAACUUUUGACUGGUACUGUAUAUAUUUUCCUUUUCCAUUAAUGAAAUGUAACCACCGGACAAGAGUCUCAACAUCAAGGGGAAUAUCAAUCCUUGUUUUUGAAGCUCUGUAUGUACAAAGGAAGAAGAAAUUAAUAUGAUAUCAGGAAGGAACCUCAUGGGGAUGUCAUGGCAUUACAUCAGAAUACAAUGGAUUAACCACUGUUGAUACUGUAUUCAGAAAGUGUUGAGUAAAGAAAGUAAAGGCUCCCUAUCAAACAUCAAAACAACUCAUAUUCAAUGGUAAUUUCUGGUGAUUUAAAAUGUAUUUAAUCAAUGAAAUACAUUUUCUCUUUAUGUACAUAAUUCAUACCUUUUUGACACCUUCAUCCUCUUACUUCCACAUUGGACACAUAACAUGAAAGGUGGGAGCUUAAGGGAGAUAAGAUUGUAGCCCAACUGUACUAACAAGCUGCCACUAGAGACCUCUGUCGGUCUGUAUGUGUAUGGUGCUGUUACUGACAUAACUGUCAGCUUACCUAUAGUACAGCACAAACAUCUGAGGAAUAUGUCUUUUGACGAAUUCAAUUUAUUUUAAGUGGACACAUGACAGUGAGGUCGAAGUGACCCUCUUCUUUAAGGCUGACCCCUGAUUUUUUGUUCUAACCGCAACACACAUCUUAGCCACUGCUCUAGAGAGGCUCUCUUGUGUGUCCUGCAGCACACACAAAAACAGAUCCGCUUACAUAACCACCAGAACUGAUUCUACCAGAUGGUUCAUACCUGAGUGAGCAUUUCAUUGAAGUCACUCACCAGAGAGGCCUCCCAGUGCCCUCAGCAAAGCAUAUUGAUUUGUGAGAACACAUAGUUCCCUCUGACAUCAUGGCCAUGGGUGCUCUGCAGUGGCAGCGUUCUGAGAAUAUUUUGAUCCUCUGCUGUGGUGGUGCAGAGAUCAACGGUGAACAUUUCCAUUGUAUUGAACAAGUGAGAUUAGAUGCUGCUGCAGUGUGGAUGAAUAUGAAUGAGCCAACGUAUGUGCAGACAAGGUCUCUCAGCGAACACAAUAGAAUAGCAUGGAAUGUACUGCAGACCACAAGGUGAACAUUUUCAGUUCACCUUUCUUGCUCUUAUUUGUGGUUUGACAUACUGUACAGCAACAAAGGAACACGUCCUAAAUCUCCACAUAUGAAGAGAUACAUCACAAGAGAAAGGAGAAAUGGCACCAAAGUGCACUCUCGCAGGAACACUGUUCACAUAGAAUGUUCUUCAAGGACAAUUCUUACUAGGGGAAUUGUCACGAUCGUUGAAUGACUGGUCGAACCAAGGCGCAGUGUGAUAAGCGUAAAUUUUAUUUAAUUACUGAACACGACAAAACAACAAACAAACGAUACGUGAAGUCUUAAGGUUACACAAAACAAACCUAUACAGAACAAGAUCCCACCACUGACUGGUGCCAAAAGGCUGCCUAAGUAUGGUCCCCAAUCAGAGACAACGAGCUACAGCUGCCUCUGAUUGGGAACCACCCUGGCCAACAUAGAUCUAAACGAUCUAGAACUAAACAUAGAAAAACACAACAUAACACGGAAUAUACACACCCUGACUCAACAAAUAAACAUCCCCUGAGUCAGGGCGUGACAGUACCCCCCCCAAAGGUGCGGACUCCGACCGCGCCACAUAAACAUAACAGGGUAGGGGCCGGGUGGGCAUUCCGCCUCGGAGGCGGAUCCGGCUCCGGGCGUGACCACCACUUUCUCUCCACCUCCCUGUUGCGCCCCUGGUCUGGUCUGGCACCGCUGACUGGAGCUGGACCCGACGACGGUGGAUCGAACUGUACAGGCUCCGGACUGGAGCCGCUGACCGGAUCUGGACUGGGCACCGGUGGAGCGGACUUCUCUGGCUCCGGAGUGGAGCGGCUGACCGGAGCUGGACUGGACCCCGGUGGCGCGGAUUGCUCUGGCCCCGGAGUGGAUCCGCUGACUGGAGUUAGACCGGACCCCGGUGGAGCGGAUUGCUCUGGCUCCGGAGUGGAGCAGCUGACCGGUGCCGGACCAGGCACCGGUGGAACAGGCACGGGCAGUGCCGGACUGGACACACGCACCACUGGCUUGGUGCGGGGAGCAGGAACGGGCCGGACCGGGCUGACGACGCGCACCACUGGCUUGGUGCGGGGAGCAGGAACGGGCCAGACCUGGCUGACGACGCGCACCACUGGCUUGGUGCGGGGAGCAGGAACGGGCCGGACCGGGCUGACGACGCGCACCACUGGCUUGGUGCGGGGAGCAGGAACGGGCCGGACCGGGCUGACGACGCGCACCACUGGCUUGGUGCGGGGAGCAGGAAUGGGCCGGACCGGGCUGACGACGCGCACCACUGGCUUGGUGCGGGGAGCAGGAACGGGCCGGACCGGACUGGUGACGCGCACCACUGGCAUGGUGCGAGGGGCAGGAACAGGCCGGACCGGGCUGGCGACGCGCACCACAGGCUUGGUGCGAGAGACAGGAACAGGCCAGGCUGGACUGGGAACACGCACCACUGGCUUAGUGCGGGGAGCAGGAACGAGCCGGGCCGGACUGGGAACACGCACCACUGGCUUGGUGCGGGGAGCAGGAACAGGCCGGGCGGGACUGUGGAGGCGGACUGGAGGUCUGGAGCGGAGAGCUGACACAACCCGUCCUGGCUGAAUGCCUACUUCCACACAAUAUGUGUGAGGCAUUAGCACAGGACGUACGGGGCUGUGCACUCGUACUGGUGAUACAGCACGUAGCACCGACGCAGGAUAUACGGGACCGAGGAGGCGUACUGGAGACCACAAGCGUUGAGCCGGCACACCCCGUCCUGGCUGAAUGCCCAUCUUCGCACGACACGUGCGUGGUGCUAGCACAGGACGUACAGGACUGUGCCGGAACACUCGCGGCACAGUACGUGGCUCCGCAUAACACGGAGCCUGCCCAGUCACACGCUUCCUAGCAUGAGUACGGGGAGUUGGCUCUGCUCUAACACUAGGCUCCGCCAACCACCCUUUUAGCCCCCCCCAAAAAAAAUUAUUGGGGCUGUCUCUCGGGCUUCCUACUCGGCCGGCACCCUCUGCGUUGCCGCUGCUCCUCUCUAUAGCGCGCCUCCACAGUCUCCUCCCAAGGACGGCGAUCCAUUCCGGCCUGAAUCUCCUCCCAAGUCCAGGAUCCCUUCCCGUCCAGGAUCUCCUCCCAGGUCCAGGCUGUUUGCUCCUGGACACGCCGCUUGGUUCUUAGUGGGUGGGAUCUUCUGUCACGAUCGUUUAAUGACUGGUCGAACCAAGGCGCAGCGUGAUAAGCGUACAUUUUAUUUAAGUACUGAACACGACAAAACAACAAAAACAAUACGUGAAGUCUUAAGGUUACACAAAACAAACCUAUACAGAACAAGAUCCCACCACUGACUGGUGCCAAAAGGCUGCCUAAGUAUGGUCCCCAAUCAGAGACAACGAGCUACAGCUGCCUCUGAUUGGGAACCACCCUGGCCAACAUAGAUCUAAACGAUCUAGAACUAAACAUAGAAAAACACAACAUAACACGGAAUAUACACACCCUGACUCAACAAAUAAACGUCCCCUGAGUCAGGGCGUGACAGGAAUAAUUUGAUAGCUACAGUAGAUCUGUUUUGAAUACCAGUGUGCAACCCCUGGAUAUGUCUGAGGAUUAUAGGAGGAUUGAUGGAUUCCCUAGUCUGCCUGAGCAGGAUUAUGAUAUGAGCGAAGAGUAAAAAAAGCAGAUGACAAGCUUAGAGCAUUAAUAUGAGCAGAUGCUUAAACUUAUUCAUGAUGACUGGACAUGUUUGUAAUUUCAGCAACUUCAUGGGACCAACAUCCAUUUCACUGAUGGGUAUGAGAUGAAGGAGGAUGUGGGCUUGGGGGCGUACUCCGUCUGCAAACGCUGCAUCCACAAAAUCACCAGUGUUGAAUAUGCUGUCAAAGUAAGUGAACCGUAUAGGUAGAUCUUUCAAGAGGAAUAUUUUUGGUAGAUCAUUCUUGGAGAGAAUUAUGAUUUUCACGGCCCAUGGAGAGAAAAAUGAUUUUCACGGCCCAUCAGUUACAGUGAGGGAAAAAAGUAUUUGAUCCCCUGCUGAUUUUGUACGUUUGCCCACUGACAAAGACAUGAUCAGUCUAUAAUUUUAAUGGUAGGUUUAUUUAAACUGUAAGAGACAGAAUAACAACAACGAAAUCCAGAAAAACACAUGUCAAAAAUGUUAUAAAUUGAUUUGCAUUUUAAUGAGGGAAAUAAGUAUUUGACCCCCUCUCAAUCAGAAAGAUUUCUGGCUCCCAGGUUUCUUUUAUACAGGUAACGAGCUGAGAUUAGGAGCACACUCUAAAGGGAGUGCUCCUAAUCUCAGUUUGUUACCUGUAUAAAAGACACCUGUCCACAGAAGCAAUGAAUCAGAUUCCAAACUCUCCACAAUGGCCAAGACUAAAGAGCUCUCCAAGGAUGUCAGGGACAAGAUUGUAGACCUACACAAGGCUGGAAUGGGCUACAAGACCAUCGCCAAGCAGCUUGGUGAGAAGGUGACAACAGUUGGUGCGAUUAUUCGCAAAUGGAAGAAACACAAAAUAACUGUCAAUCUCCCUCGGCCUGGGGCUCCAUGCAAGAUCUCACCUCGUGGAGUUGCAAUGAUCAUGAGAACAGUGAGGAAUCAGCCCAGAACUACACAGGAGGAUCUUGUCAAUGAUCUCAAGGCAGCUGGGACCAUAGUCACCAAGAAAACAAUUGGUAACACACUACGCCGUGAAGGACUGAAAUCCUGCAGCACCCGCAAGGCCCCCCUGCUCAAGAAAGCACAUAUACAGGGCCGUCUGAAGUUUGCCAAUGAACAUCUGAAUGAUUCAGAGGAGAACUGGGUGAAAGUGUUGUGGUCAGAUGAGACAAAUCAAGCUCUUUGGCAUAAACUCAACUCGCCGUGUUUGGAGGAGGAGGAAUGCUGCCUAUGACCCCAAGAACACCAUCCCCACCGUCAAACAUGGAGGUGGAAACAUUAUGCUUUGGGUAUGUUUUUCUGCUAAGGGGACAGGACAACUUCACUGCAUCAAAGGGAUGAUGGACGGGGCCAUGUACCGUCAAAUCUUGGGUGAGAACCUCCUUCCCUCAGCCAGAGCAUUGAAAAUGGGUCGUGGAUGGGUAUUCCAGCAUGACAAUUACCCAAAACACACGGCCAAGGCAACAAAGUCAUCAUGUCUUUGUCAGUGGGCAAACGUACCAAAUCAGCAGGGGAUCAAAUACUUUUUUCCCUCACUGUAGGUUACACAUUUCACUUCCUUGAAUCCUGGAACAACUAUAAGCCUUUCAACUACAGUGAGGGAAAAAAGUAUUUGAUCCCCUGCUGAUUUUGUACGUUUGCCCACUGACAAAGACAUGAUCAGUCUAUAAUUUUAAUGGUAGGUUUAUUUGAACAGUGAGAGACAGAAUAACAACAAUAAAAUCCAGAAGAACGCAUGUCAAAAAUUUUAUAAAUUGAUUUGCAUUUUAAUGAGGGAAAUAAGUAUUUGACCCCUCUGCAAAAUAUGACUUAGUACUUGGUGGCAAAACCCUUGUUGGCAAUCACAGAUGUCAGACGUUUCUUGUAGUUGGCCAUCAGGUUUGCACACAUCUCAGGAGGGAUUUUGUUCCACUCCUCUUUGCAGAUCUUCUCCAAGUCAUUAAGGUUUCGAGGCUGAUGUUUGGCAACUCGAACCUUCAGCUCCCUCCACAGAUUUUCUAUGGGAUUAAGGUCUGGAGACUGGCUAGGCCACUCCAGGACCUUAAUGUGCUUCUUCUUGAGCCACUCCUUUGUUGCCUUGGCCGUGUGUUUUGGGUAAUUGUCAUGCUGGAAUACCCAUCCACGACCCAUUUUCAAUGCUCUGGCUGAGGGAAGGAGGUUCUCACCCAAGAUUUGACGGUACAUGGCCCCGUCCAUCGUCCCUUUGAUGCAGUGAAGUUGUCCUGUCCCCUUAGCAGAAAUCACCCCCAAAGCAUAAUGUUUCCACCUCCAUGUUUGACGGUGGGGAUGGUGUUCUUGGGGUCAUAGGCAGCAUUCCUCCUCCUCCAAACACGGUGAGUUGAGUUGAUGCCAAAGAGCUCGAUUUUGGUCUCAUCUGACCACAACACUUUCACCCAGUUCUCCUCUGAAUCAUUCAGAUGUUCAUUGGCAAACUUCAGACGGCCCUGUAUAUGUGCUUUCUUGAGCAGGGGGACCUUGCGGGCGCUGCAGGAUUUCAGUCCUUCACGGCGUAGUGUGUUACCAAUUGUUUUCUUGGUGACUAUGGUCCCAGCUGACUUGAGAUCAUUGACAAGAUCCUCCCGUGUAGUUCUGGGCUGAUUCCUCACCGUUCUCAUGAUCAUUGCAACUCCACGAGGUGAGAUCUUGCAUGGAGCCCCAGGCCGAGGGAGAUUGACAGUUAUUUUGUGUUUCUUCCAUUUGCGAAUAAUCGCACCAACUGUUGUCACCUUCUCACCAAGCUGCUUGGCGAUGGUCUUGUAGCCCAUUCCAGCCUUGUCUAGGUCUACAAUCUUGUCCCUGACAUCCUUGGAGAGCUCUUUGGUCUUGGCCAUGGUGGAGAGUUUGGAAUCUGAUUGAUUGAUUGCUUCUGUGGACAGGUGUCUUUUAUACAGGUAAUAAACUGAGAUUGACCAAAUACAAUGCUAUUUCUCUGUAAACAAAUUAACAACAGACUUUCAGCAUGCUUAUAGGGAAGGACACUCAACAUGCACUGCACUGACACAAAUGACUGAUGAUUGCUUGAAAGAAAUUGAUAAUAAUAAGAUUGUCGGAGCUGUACUGUUAGAUUUCAGUGCAGCCUUUCAUAUUAUUGAUCAUAACCUGUUGUUGAAAAAACGUAUGUGUUAUGGCUUUUCAACCUCUGCCAUAUCGUGGAUUCAGAGCUCUCUAUCUAAUAGAACUCAAAGGGUUUUCUUUAAUGGAAGCUUCUCUAAUGUCAAACAUGUAAAGUGUGGUGUACCACAGGGCAGCUCUCUAGGCCCUCUACUCUUUUCUAUUUUUACCAAUGACCUGCCACUGGCAUUAAACAAAGCAUGUGUGUCCAUGUAUGCUGAUGAUUCAACCAUAUACGCAUCAGCAACCACAGCUAAUGAAGUCACUGAAACCCUUAACAAAGAGUUGCAGUCUGUUUUGGUAUGGGUGGCCACUAAUAAACUGGUCCUGAACAUCUCUAAAACUACGGGCAUUGUAUUUGGUACAAAUCAUUCAAGUUCUAGACCUCAGCUGAAUCUGGUAAUGAAUGGUGUGGCUGUUGAACAAGUUGAGAAGACACAAUUACUUGGUGUUACCUUACAUUGUAAACUAUCAUGGUCAAAAUAUAGAUUCAAUGGUUGUAAAGAUGGGGAGAGGUCUGUCCGUAUGUCACGCGGGUCGAUGUCGUCUAAGUAAGACCAAGGCGCAGCGUGUCCAAGAAACAUGACUUUAAUUGAGUAAAGCACGUAAUACAAAACAAAAGACGACUCACAUGAAGUCCACGGUAUACUGACCGAAACGAAACAAAAACCCACAAUACCCACAGGAAAACAUACAGAAUAAAUAUGGCUCCCAAUCAGAGAUAACGAGCCGACAGCUGACACUCGUUACCUCCGAUUGGGAGUCAAUGACCAAACCUAGAAAUACACACAACAGAACUACCAACAUAGAAAUACACCCAAAUGCCCAAACUACCAAACCAAAACCCAACAACACAAAAUACACCCUGGCUCAAAUACAAACGUCCCGGAGCCAGAGUGUCACACCGUAAUAAAGAGAUGCUCUGCUCUUUUGACACCACACUCCAAAAAGCAAGUUCUGCAGGCUCUAGUUUUGUCUAAUCUUGAUUAUUGUCCAGUCGUGUGGUCCAGUGCUGCAAGGAAAGACCUAGUUAAGCUGCAGCUGGCCCAAAACAGAGCGGCACGUCUUGCUCUUCAUUGUAAUCAGAGGGCUGAUAUAAAUACUAUGCAUGCCAGUCUCUCUUGGAUACGAGUUGAGGAGAGACUGACUGCAUCACUUCUUCUUUUUAUAAGAAACAUUAAUGUGUUGAAAAUCCCAUAUUGUUUGCAUAGUCAACAUACACACAGCUCUGACACACACACUUCCCCCACCAGACAUGCCACCAGGGGUCUUUUCACAGUCCCCAAAUCCAGAACAAAUUCAAGAAAGCGUACAGUAUUAUAUUGAGCCGUUAUUGCAUGGAACUCCGUUCCAUCUCAUAUUGCUCAAAUAAACAGCAAACCUGGUUUCAAAAAACAGAUAAAGCAACACCUCACGGCACAAAGUCUUUCCCCUAUUUGUCCUAGAUAGUUUGUGUGUAUGUAUUGAUAUGUAGGCUACGUGUGCCUUUUAAAAAAUGGUUUUAUGAAAGUUCUGUCCUUGAGCUGUUCUUGUCUAUUAAUGUUCUGUAUUUUGUCAUGUUUCAUGUUUUGUGUGGACCCCAGGAAGAGUAGGUGCUGCUUUUGCAACAGCUAAUGGGGAUCCUAAUAAAAUACCAAAAAUACAAAAAAUUUCAUGCAGCGACAAUCAUUCUGUAUUUUGUGCAGAUGAUGCUCUGUCAUACAUUUUAUCGUAAGAGGAUACCAAGCAGGGGGACCAGUACGAAAAUGUAUGCACUCAGUACUGUAAGUCGCUCUGGAUAAGAGUGUUUGCUAAAUGAAAAAAAAAAAAAUAUAUAUAUAUAUAUAAUCUAACAGGGGGUGUGUCUCUUUCAGAUCAUCGACAGAGCUAAAAAAGAUCCAUCUGAGGAAAUUGAGAUUCUGUUGAGAUAUGGGCAUCAUCCAAACAUUAUCACGCUGAAGGAUGUAAGUAAUCAUUAAAUGACUCACACACACGUGCAUGCUGAAAGCCCUCCAUAAGGACAGAGAUCCUUGUGAGUUUGCAUGACUAAGGAAAAAUGUGCCCUGCAAACUUAAUUUAGUUUUCAAUGACCAUCAUAUUUGACUGUAUCUUCUCUUGUCCAUUAUAUCUCUAUUAGAUUUUCACUGGCCACUUUUCGUGGGCUGUGAGGACUAGUCUAAUGUAGUCUUGGUUCAUAAAUAACUCCACGUGGUAUUAAACUGUCUUUUUGGCCCCUAGGUCUAUGACGAUGGGAAGUAUGUGUACCUUGUGAUGGAGCUGAUGAGAGGUGGAGAGCUGCUGGACAGAAUCCUCCAUCAGAAGAGUUUCUCUGAGCGAGAGACCUCUGCUGUUCUCUGCACUAUUACCAAGACAAUGGAGUACCUUCACUCACAGGGGGUCAGUAUCAUUCAUGUACGUCCAACAAAAAUCUGUAUCAAAGUGAAAGGAGUAGUGCUCUUAGCUAGGAUAUGUUCAUACUGGCAAUUUAUUUUGAUCUGUUUUGUCAUAGGUUGUACAUCGUGACCUGAAACCAAGCAACAUCCUCUAUGUGGAUGAAACGGGAGAUCCGGAAUCGAUCCGAAUAUGUGAUUUUGGGUUCGCCAAACAAUUAAGGGCAGAAAACGGUCUUCUCAUGACGCCCUGUUACACAGCUAACUUUGUGGCUCCAGAGGUAAGGAGUGGUUUGAUCAGCUCUUAUUUAUUUCAAGUACCGUAUAUCCCUAUAUUGUGAUAUGACACAGAUUCUUCAUGUCUUUCAUAGGUCCUGAAGAAGCAGGGGUAUGAUGCUGCUUGUGACAUCUGGAGUUUGGGAAUCCUACUCUACACUAUGCUCGCAGGGUAAGCCUAAUUCGCUGGAUUGUUUAAACGUCAAGAAGACUGAACAUUCAGGGUCAGACCAUUGAUAUCCCAAUUUUACUUUGCUAGGUGACAUUUUACCUUUGCUAGAAACCUGGUUGAACCUGUUUCACAGUAACAAAAAAACAAAAAAUGAAUUCUGGACUGUGCUACCUCUCCUGGCAACCACUGAUUAAAGGACACAUUUCUGGGACGGUGAGAGGGACAGUGGACGAUGGAUUACUUUCUAAGCUGAGGUCGUGUCUGUGGUACUCUGCAUAAUGCCAAAUCUCUCAGGACCUGCCCUGACAAUUUAAUGUCCCAGCCUGUGGCUCAUGUUUUAAAUCUCUGUAAUCAGGACAUUAGAAAAAAAGCAUAAUUCUUUCAUAGAUGUCAAACACUGUUUAGAUGCCAUUCUUCGUAUUACUUUCUUUAAUUAUUUGUUUUUAAUCGCUCAGUUAGGGUAUUGGAGAAACGGCCUAAAAAUAACACCUCAAACAUCUCGAUUUUUUUGCACACGUACUUCUACACACUCACUCACACAAAACACACUCACAAGCUCACACAUACGCCCAUACUCACAAAGACACGCACAUACACACUCACACACACAGCCAACGCUGCUGUCCCAUUUACAGUGAGGGAAAAAAGUAUUUGAUCCCCUGCUGAUUUUGUACGUUUGCCCACUGACAAAGAAAUGAUCAGUCUAUAAUUUUAAUGGUAGGUUUAUUUGAACAGUGAGAGACAGAAUAACAACAAAAAAAUCCAGAAAACGCAUGUCAAAAAUGUUAUAAAUUGAUUUGCAUUUUAAUGAGGGAAAUAAGUAUUUGACCCCCUCUCAAUCAGAAAGAUUUCUGGCUCCCAGGUGUCUUUUAUACAGGUAACAAACUGAGAUUAGGAGCACACUCUUAAAGUGCUCCUAAUCUCAGUUUGUUACCUGUAUAAAAUACAUCUGUCCACAGAAGCAAUCAAUCAAUCAGAUUCCAAACUCUCCACCAUGGCCAAGACCAAAGAGCUCUCCAAGGAUGUCAGGGACAAGAUUGUAGACCUACACAAGGCUGGAAUGGGCUACAAGACCAUCGCCAAGCAGCUUGGUGAGAUUAUUCGCAAAUGGAAGAAACACAAAAUAACUGUCAAUCUCCCACGGCCUGGGGCUCCAUGCAAGAUCUCACCUCGUGGAGUUGCAAUGAUCAUGAGAACGGUGAGGAAUCAGCCCAGAACUACACGGGAGGAUCUUGUCAAUGAUCUCAAGGCAGCUGGGACCAUAGUCACCAUGAAAACAAUUGGUAACACACUACGCCGUGAAGGACUGAAAUCCUGCAGCGCCCGCAAGGUCCCCCUGCUCAAGAAAGCACAUAUACAGGGCCGUCUGAAGUUUGCCAAUGAACAUCUGAAUGAUUCAGAGGAGAACUGGGUGAAAGUGUUGUGGUCAGAUGAGACCAAAAUCGAGCUCUUUGGCAUCAACUCAACUCGCCGUGUUUGGAGGACAGAGGAAUGCUGCCUAUGACCCCAAGAACACCAUCCCCACCGUCAAACAUGGAGGUGGAAACAUUAUGCUUUGGGGGUGUUUUUCUGCUAAGGGGACAGGACAACUUCACCGCAUCAAAGGGACGAUGGACGGGGCCAUGUACCGUCAAAUCUUGGGUGAGAACCUCCUUUCCUCAGCCAGGGCAUUGAAAAUGGGUUGUGGAUGGAUAUUCCAGCAUGACAAUGACCCAAAACACACGGCCAAGGCAACAAAGAAGUGGCUCAAGAAGAAGCACAUUAAGGUCCUGGAGUGGCCUAGCCAGUCUCCAGACCUUAAUCCCAUAGAAAAUCUGUGGAGGGAGUUGAAGGUUCGAGUUGCCAAACGUCAGCCUCGAAACCUUAAUGACUUGGAGAAGAUCUGCAAAGAGGAGUGGAACAAAAUCCCUCCUGAGAUGUGUGCAAACCUGGUGGCCAACUACAAGAAAUAUCUGACCUCUGUGAUUGCCAACAAGGGUUUUGUCACCAAGUACUAAGUCAUGUUUUGCAGAGGGGUCAAAUACUUAUUUCCCUCAUUAAAAUGCAAAUCAAUUUAUAACAUUUUUGACAUGCGUUUCUCUGGAUUUUUUUGUUGUUAUUCUGUCUCUCACUGUUCAAAUAAACCUACCAUUAAAAUUAUAGACUGAUCAUGUCUUUGUCAGUGGGCAAACAUACAAAAUCAGCAGGGGAUCAAAUAAUUUUUUCCCUCACUGUAUAUAGAGACAUUAAACACUGGACACUUCCUGUUCCUUUUAUACUGUUUUUCACACUGUGUAUUUGUAUAUACGGUAUUCUCGACAUACUAUAGCUCAUUCUAAUAUAUUGUAUCUACUACUGUACAUUGCAUUUUCUGUUACACUGUUUAUACACACCGCGUAUUUAUACUGUAUACUGGAUUAUUGACAUAGCUAAUACAGUGCCUUCAGAAAGUAUUCAACCCCCUUGACUUUUUCCACAUUUUGUUGUGUUACAAAGUGGGAUUGAAAUGGAUUUCAUUGUAGUUUUUUGCGAACGAUCUACACAAAAUACUCAAAGUGGAAGAAAAUGUGAAAGUUGAAGAAGAAUGUAAAAAAAAAUAAAUCUAUAACAAAUAAAACUCUAAUAUAUUUGUUAGAAACACAUUUGGCAGCGAUGUGUUGGAUUUGCCCCAAGCAUAAGGCUUUGUAUUCAGGAUAAAAAGUGUUUUUCUUUGCCACAUUUUUUGCAUAAUUACUUUAGUGCCUUAUUGCAAACAGGAUGCAUGUUUUGGAAUAUUUGUAUUCUGUACAGUCUUCCUUCUUUUCACUCUGUCAUUUAGUUUAGUAUUGUGGAGUAACUACAAUGUUAUUGAUCAAUCAUCAAUUUUCACCCAUCACAGCCAUUACAAUCUGUAACUGUUUUAAAAUCACCAUUGGCCUCAUGGUGAAAUCCUUGAGCGGUUUCUUUCCUCUCCAGCAACUGAGUUAGGACGGACGCCUGUAUCUUUAUAGUGACUGGGUGUAUUGAUACACCAUCCAAAGUGUAAUUAAUAUCUUCACCAUGCUCAAAUGGAUAUUCAGUGUCUGCUUUUUUAUUUGUACCCAUCUACCAGUAGGUGCCCUUCUUUGCGAGGCAAUGGAAACAUCCCUGGUCUUUGUAGUUGAAUUUGUGCUUGAAAUUCACUACUCGACUGAGGGAGCUUACAGAUAAUUGUAUGUGUGGUGUACAGAGAUGGGGUAGUCAUUUGAAAAUCCUGUUAACCACUAUUAUUGCAAAGAGAGUGAGUCCAUGCAAUUUAUUAUUUGACUUGUUAAGCAAAUUUCUACUCCUGAACUUAUUUAGGCUAGUCAUAACAAAUGGUUUGAAUACUUAUUGACUCAAGACAUUUCAACUUUUAAUUUUUAAUACAUUUGUAAAAACUUCUACAAACAAAUUUCCACUUUAACAUCAGUGACACAAAAGCUCUAUUUAAUCCAUUUAAAUUCAGGCUGUAGCAGAACAAAAUGUGGAAAAAGUCAAGGGGGUUGAAUAAUUUCUUAAAGUACUAUACUACUGUACAUAUCAUUCUUAGUAUAUUUGAUUACCGGUGUACAGUGGCUUGCAAAAGUAUUCACCCCCCCCCCCCCCUUUGCAUUUUUCCUAUUUUGUUGCCUUACAACCUCGAAUUAAAAUGGAUUUUUCGGGGGUUUGUAUCAUUUGAUUUACACAACAUGCCUAUCACUUUGAAGAUGCAAAAUAAAAAAAAUUGUGAAACAAACAAGAAAUAAGACCAAAAAACAGAACACUUCAGCAUGCAUAACUAUUUUUUUCUUUAAGCAAUGGCUGUCUUCUGGCCACUCUUCCGUAAAGCCCAGCUCUGUGGAGUGUAUGGCUUAAAGUGGUCCUAUGGACAGAUACUCCAAUCUCCGCUGUGGAGCUUUGCAGCUCCUUCAGGGUUAUCUUUGGUCUCUUUGUUGCCUCUCUGAUUAAUGCCCUCCUUGCCUGGUCCGUGUGUUUUGGUGGGUGGCCCUCCCUUGGCAGGUUUGUUGUGGUGCCAUAUUCUUUACAUUUUUUAAUAAUGGAUUUAAUUGUGCUCCGUGGGAUGUUCAAAGUUUCUCAUAUUUUUUUAUAACCCAACCCUGAUCUGUACUUCUCCAAAACUGUGUCCCUGACCUUUUGGAGAGCUCCUUGGUCUUCAUGGUGCCGCUUGCUUGGUGGUGCCCCUUGCUUAGUGGUGUUGCAGACUCUGGGGCCUUUCAGAACAGGUCUAUAUAUACUGAGAUCAUGUGACAGAUCAUGUGACACUUAGAUUGCACACAGGUGGACUUUAUUUAACUAAUUAUGUGACUUCUGAAGGUAAUUGGAUGCACCAGAUCUUAUUUAGGGUCUUCACAGCAAAGGGGGUGAAUACAUAUGCACGCACCACUUUUCCGUUAUUUAUUUUUUAGAAUUUUUUGAAAUAAGGUAUUUUUUUCAUUUCACUUCACCAAUUUGGACUAUUUUUAGUAUGUCUAUUACAUGAAAUACAAAUACAAAUCUAUUUAAAUUACAGGUUGUAAUGCAACAAAAUAGGAAAAACGCCAAGGGGGAUGAAUACUUUUGCAAGGCACUGUAUAUACGCAUAGAUUACAUUUGGAUUGCUGAUACAGUGUUAUUUGGGUUGUUAAUUGGAUUCGUUCUGACAUUUCUUGUUUUUAUUUAUUAAUUUGUUUAGGCCUACUUGUUUGACGUUUUACUGCACUGUUAGGAGCUAGUAACACAAGCAUUAUACUGCACUGUUAGGAGCUAGUAACACAAGCAUUUCACUACACCCAUAUAACAUCUGAUAAACUGUGUACACGACCAAUUAACUUUGAUUUGAGAUACUAAAAGAAAUACAAGACCCCCAAUUCAAACAAACCCAGACACAUAAUUAUUUGUGCAACAGGAAAGCACAUUCCUUACUGUAGAGCAGGGUGAAAAAGGUUAACUCAGUUACCCAAAGUAUUAUUGAAAAGUGUUUGAUUGUUUUGUCCUUCUCCACACUUACAGCUUCACCCCUUUUGCCAAUGGUCCUGAUGACACCCCGGAGGAAAUACUGGCUCGCAUUGGUAGCGGAAAAUAUGCCCUCAUCGGAGGAAACUGGGAUACGGUUUCUAAUGCUGCAAAGGUGAGGUUACUUGGCCUUUAUAAAUGACACAUCACUGUUGAAUUUGAUUAAUACAUGCAAUUUCCAUCCAACUGUUGUACUGAAAUAAAAUCCCAUCCACAUUCGUUUAGCUGCAAUGCUGCAUUUCAUACUGGUCCUAACUGGACUAUUUCUCUAUUGGGUUCCAAUAGGACAUUGUGACUAAGAUGCUCCAUGUGGAUCCACACCAACGGCUGACGGCCCCCCAGGUUCUCAGACACCAGUGGAUAGUCAACCGAGAACAGCUGUCUCAGAGUCAGCUCAUCAGACAGGAUAUACAGCUUGUGAAGGUAAGGAGGAAAACCUAA
Molecule: messenger RNA, 19529 nt
Organism: Coregonus sp. 'balchen'
Lineage: Eukaryota; Metazoa; Chordata; Actinopteri; Salmoniformes; Salmonidae
Source: the annotation of a GenBank genome assembly